CUUGCCGUCUUCACUGAAAUUGUAUAUCUAAAAAUCUCUUUCUCUCUAGAAAUAUAUGCAAACAGUAGUAGUAUCAGUGUUAUCCUUGAACAUUCACAGACACCUCGCACACAAUCGACACUUUUUGUGCUGAUGAGGUGUUGCACUCGCACCACUAUACUCACCGCGGGGGGUUUGAAGAUGCAAAUAAUCUCUACACUUGUCACCUUAUAUAGGCUAGGUGUUCAGGGUCAAAUACGCGCAGCUGCACCUUAAACAAAGCGGGGAAGUUCAUCCCGGAAUCAUACGAUCUAUCGUUCUCACUCAUUAACUCAACCUCUCUCCAGUUUUCCGCAAACGAUUACAACAAUUUUACAAUAUAUACUGAAAAUUUUUCCCCACUAAUUAUCAGUUAGCAUCGAGCUCGGUAUAACGUCAUGUCUUCUUCACUUACAAGAAAGAUGAAAAAGCCGAAAAUCAACAAAGUGAAUAUUCUUUCGUCAAUGUUAAUUAAACCGCAAGCCUGCACCACCAAUAAGGCGGAAAAAAAAACAACCAAGCCAUCAACUUCAUUGGUGCAACAACCGCCAACCAACAUCAAUAACAACAACUGGCAAAGUUGCGCAUUAACUCAAAUGGAACCAUUGGAUGAAGUAAUUACAAUACAUUCGGAUAAUUCGACAAUCACCACGGGUCAUUUGGGCGAGAAUUUGGAACUGGACCUACUGUUAGCGCAGCUGGAAGGGGACCCCGCAACAAACUAUUUAUUCGAGCCAGCUCGAAUAAUACCGACACCGCAAUUAACGGAACCCCAGCGGUCGCCGACACCACCACCACCACAGCUGCCGCUAACAACACGGGUACCGCCGCCACCACCAAAGCUGUCGCUACCACCAUCAAUUUUGCUGUCUCCUCCUCCGCCACCUCCUCCUCCGGCGGAACCUGUUGUGCCAUCGGGCCAAAAACGACCUCGCUGUCAUGACAACGCAUCGCGCUCCCCUAGCGACAAGAAAAGAAAGGGCAAGAAUUUGGCAGACGUCGUCGUAAUGGUCGAAUCCGACCUGGAGGAGGGGUACUUCCCGGAAACACCGACGCAGCAAGAUGGGUCGCUGCAUCCUAAAACACCGAGGGAACUAGCCCUUACUACAUACGGCACAUUAAAAAAUAUGGAGCCGGUGUACCGGGCUAAGCUCUUGGAUGCAAGGAACAAGACGACCGAACUACAACGGCAGCUGGAAACGGCGAAGAAGGAAGAGCGGCGGCUGGAGAAAGAAGUCGCCUAUAUAGAGGACUUCCUCAAAUUUGUUAAACCUAAAAAAUAAGUUUAUAGUUUGUAGUUUUGUACAUUUUUUUAUACUUUACUUUACUUAUUCAAUAAAAGGCAAAUAGUCAACAACAUGGAGUCUUUUUUUAUCGAG
Molecule: messenger RNA, 1397 nt
Organism: Photinus pyralis (common eastern firefly)
Lineage: Eukaryota; Metazoa; Arthropoda; Insecta; Coleoptera; Lampyridae
Product: arp2/3 complex-activating protein rickA-like
Exons: 4
Coding region: 417-1301 (294 amino acids)
Source: RefSeq, a predicted model, not a curated record